AUGCCCAUCAAACCCGGCGACCUCGUCUCCAACCCUCCAGGCCCCAAACCAAACAUGGUUUGGGACGGAAGACGAAUGCGUGUUUUGUGGGAAAAACGUCACGGGAAUGGAGAUCCAAGUAACAACUUGAUCCCGCAUACUAAAAUAACCGUACGAGGUCAUCCAACAUGGAAGCUAUAUGAUGGCGAUGUACCUAUUCCAAUCAUCCGGGGCAAGAACGAACCACCACACUACGUGUAUCUGGAUGACAGGGCGUGCUACACCACUUAUGCUUCAAAUGCCUACACUACAAAAGAACUACAAACAUAUUGGCCCUUCGACUUCGAUCGAUUUGGGAACAUAGUUAUCAAGCGGCCUAACAGAGGUCGCCCGGCUCACACUGAUGACCCAUGCACCGCUUACGCGACAGGUCCUAUGCGCGGUACAAUCGAGAAGUAUGAGUUCUGUGGUGCGUCUGAGUUAUUGAGGGAGUAUAACGUCGUACCACGGUCAAAGGAGAAGAAAGAACGACCAAAAGCGCCAGAAUCUCGAUUUAGCGAUCAAAUCUCCCUGAGCGGAACAAUUCCAGACCUCAGCAAAUUACUCUCUACCCCAGGUCUGACUACUCCCAAAGCACCACCAGCAUUAGUCAUGUCCAAAGCAAUACGAAAGCCCGCACCAUUGCCCAAAGCGACAUUGCCUACGAACGUCAGGCCUAUAUUCCCCCCACCUCUCAAACGCGAGUCGGGAUCGCCCACAAGCAACACCCGUGUCAAACUCGAAGAUGAUACCCCUAUACAGUAUGUCACCAAUCCGUUCGAGGGUACACCAAAGCCCCUGGACAAACCAGCGAGGGCUGUUCGGACCUCGCCGCACUUCAACAUUCCCACAAGCAACACUCGUAUUAAAUGCGAGGAUAGUGCUACUACGCCGUAUAUCACCAGGCCGCUUCCUAGCAUAUCAGAGCCCCUGAAUUUAUCAACGAGAACUAUUCAGACCUCGCCGCACUCCAAUAUUCCCUCCGCUCCCGCUACCUUUCGAAAGCGCCCACUCCACGGGUCAUUGGCAAACUUCUACCCAAAGCGCGCCGUGAAUGACGCAUUUCCGGUGGAACCUAGGGUUGCUCGUAGGGGCUUCUUUGCAGAGUCUUUCGCAGUGGAUGUGGCAGAGGCCAAGAGGGUUAGAGUGAAGGAGGAGGAUUCUGAUACUUGA
Molecule: messenger RNA, 1191 nt
Organism: Pyrenophora tritici-repentis Pt-1C-BFP
Lineage: Eukaryota; Fungi; Ascomycota; Dothideomycetes; Pleosporales; Pleosporaceae
Product: Herpes-BLLF1 domain containing protein
Source: RefSeq, a predicted model, not a curated record